AUUGUGCGUUGAACAGAUUAAUUAUAAAGGAGGUAAGAUCUUCUGCAUUUUGACCGCCAGAAAUGCGGCAGAAAACAGAUUCUAUCUAACAACGACCGGUAUAACAAAAUCCCUUCUUUCCAUAGACUGUUGUUACUAGUCCAAUUUGGUUACCUUCCUACAAUCCGAGUACACUAUCAAGUCAUAUGUCUGCAGCAACGAGCCUAACAGAUCUUUCCUUUCGAUCAACUUUUGCCGCACGACAUGGUCUACCACGUUGGUCCACUAAUUCACGACAGGACAUGGCUUUUCGACGAGCAGGAGGGCUGGUGGAAAUAUUAACGACAGGGCCGGUUUUAAUCUUGCGACCCAAUAGCAAAACGAUGGACUAGAAGCUUUGCCUCGAGACGACUUCUGUUGCAUGCGGUUCUAGACACCUUGUUCGUAAUGUUUACUGGCAUGACAUAAACUUUGUUCUCCAGCCCCAUCGCCCGGAAUUUCUUCGUAGUACCUAUGCUCCUGGUUCAGACACUACAACCUGCUAUGCCACCCUCCGUCUUCACAUGCAGCCCUCUCCCCUUAAAAGGCCCUCCUCCGUAUUGCCCUUGCCACAUUUUGUUGCCUGACGCCAUCUUUACUCUCUCGGAGUUUCGCCCCACUCGCUCCGACCCACCGACCACUUGCCCUGAAACAGUAACGACAGCAGCAUCAGCAGCAGCCUAGUACUAUACCAGAAGCGACUGCGACAGUCAGCCCUUAAAGCUCGCAUAGCCGUCGUCAAUAGAGUGCGGUUAUUUGUCCAGUAAUAGAUUUUAAGUGACUCCCUCUUGCUGUUGUCUACGAAGUGACACACCCGUGAGAGUUAUGUGCCGCAGCUGAGCAGUGUGGCUUGUGGAGUCGCGCUCAACCUUUUGCUCGUUGUUACAAUCAGUGUCUAGAAUUGCUAUAGUUGUUUAACGUUCGGCGCUGCUAAAAAAGCGGUAAUGGUUGCUUUGGCGUUUGAGGUGUGUUAAAGGGGCGCAAGUGUCCGAUAGAAAUUUGUUUCCGAUAGAAACGCAUAAAAACGUAGAAGGCGGUCCUCUUGCACAAGCUUUGAUCCGGUUAUCUAGCGGAGUGCUGUGUCGAUCGAACGGGGGGCGGACCGAGAGCGUGGCUUCGGCAUAAAGGAAGUGUGACCCCACGGAACUACAGAAAUUACCUAGCAACAGACGCAUAAACGUGUAAAGGGAGAUUACACGAGGAUUAGCUAGCGUUAAGAUACAUUCAUCGAACAGUUUUGAGUUACGAACAAGCUCUGCACUUUAAUGAGUUCAGGUCACCUCCGUCGCCUCUUCGAUGUGAGACGUCCGCUGCGCCUGCGGCCGCCUUUGGCACGACUUCGUCGUGAUGUCCACCGAACGGCCAGCAAGCAGACGCACAUCAGUCCUCAGCAGGACCAGAAAGCAACCAAUGGAAAACCAAAUGCCGCUAAUCAACACUCUUUACCUCUGCCAAACGAACCCACCGCCCUGUCUCUGGGCCCGCAGCUGCUCUUACCUCCGUCGCGAGGCACUCGCUUUGCGUCAUGGUACAACAGCCACGGUCCUCUACAGACGCCGGGGCAGUUACCGUUUCAAACCCCAAAAUUCGAAGGCACCAGCACCGCGGUCGCUACCUCAGUCACAUCUCCGAUGACAAACAGCCACAACUUCUACAGCUAUGGCCAAAGCCAAUCGCUGACGAGGCCAUUUUCGCAUGCUAAUCGUAUAUUCAUGCCGGAAGAGGAGUUCCGCGAAGGAAAAGCCAAGGCAUUACGUGGGGAUGACGCGCCUCCUGUGAACGUCGAAGAUAUCCUGUUUGAUAUGUUUAAGGAGACUGACGACACUAUCUCGGUGGGGAAAUUCUUCAGCGCUCUUUUCGCCACUGGGCUCAAAAAAAGUGACCAUAGACUCAAGGAAAUGAUGACGAACCUCCGAGCAGUUCACAAGGAAAAAGGGGGCAUGGGGUCAGUGGAAAGUCUGAGCUUGGAUAAGGCAACGUUCAAGAAUGUCCUUAAAGAAAACAUUGUCCUUAUUACAAGAGCACUCAGACACCAGUUUGUCAUUCCCGAUUUCCAGGAUUUCACUCACUACAUCGAAGAUUUCUACUGGAAGUGCAAACAAAACACGGGCGGUAACGUGGCUACGUAUAUUCCCCAGUUGGCAAAGUACUCCCCCGACUUUUGGGGGGUGUCGAUCUGCACCGUUGAUGGACAGCGUUUCUCACUUGGCGAUGCCGAGGUGCCAUUCACAAUUCAGUCGUCAGGCAAACCACUGAACUACGCCAUCGCCCUCUCGGAGCUGGGCGCUGACACCGUGCAUCAGUAUGUAGGCCAAGAGCCUUCUGGUCGAAUGUUUAACGAGCUGGUACUCGACUAUAACCGAAAGCCCCAUAACCCUAUGGUGAACGCUGGCGCAAUUAUCAUCGCUUCAACUUUACUUAAUCUUAUUGAGCCGGAGAUGCGGGCCUCGGAAAAAUUUGACUGGAUGUGCCAAUAUUACCGGGCCAUAUCAGGAGGGGAAUAUUUAUCCUUCAACAACGCCAUCUUCCUCUCAGAACGCGAAGCAGCUGAUCGGAACUAUGCUAUCGGCUACUAUAUGAAAGAGAACAAGUGUUUUCCUGAGAAAGUCAACCUAAAGGACACGAUGGAUUUCUAUUUUCAACUUUGCUCACUUGAGGUAAACUCCAACAGCGUAUCUGUCAUGGCAGCUACCUUGGCCAAUGGAGGUAUUUGUCCAAUUACUGGCCACCAGGUGAUUAAUCCAAAUUCUUGCCGGGACGUACUAUCACUGAUGCAUUCCUGCGGCAUGUAUGACUAUUCAGGUCAAUACGCCUUUAAAGUAGGGCUACCGGCUAAAUCGGGCGUCUCUGGCUGUACGAUGGUCGUUAUACCGAAUGUCAUGGGACUCGGUCUGUGGUCACCGCCGCUUGACAAUUACGGCAACUCCGUACGUGGGGUCCAGUUUUGUGAGGAGCUUGUUCGUGUUUUCUCAUUUCAUCACUACGACAAUCUGCGACAUAUGACGCAAAAGAAAGAUCCACGCCGGCAAAAGUAUGAUACCAAAGGUCAAAAGGUUGUCAACCUGCUUUUCUCUGCUGCCUCGGGCGACGUAACGGCUAUGCGUCGCCAUUACCUCUCCGGUAUGAACAUGGGCCUUUCAGAUUACGAUGGGAGAACUGCGCUACAUCUGGCGGCCGCUGAAGGCCAUCUCGAAGCAGUCGAAUUUCUUCUUAAAAUUUGCGGCGUCAGCCCCGACAAUAAGGAUAGGUGGGGCCACACUCCUGCAGACGAUGCCCGUACAUUUGGCCACUCGCAUAUCGUUGAUUUCCUAUCUAUAUGGGACACGGCGAACUCUACAGAUGAGGGUGAAAGCUUGAAGAACGCCGAGGUCGAGGAGAAACAAAUCGCCAAGCCCGAUCUCAAGGAAAAACAACUCAAAUAGAUGACCAUUAACGGGACGGCCGACCAGUAAAGUUACCACUACUACCAUAACAACACUUCGUCAAGCGUGCGAGCAUCGCUGUCGCGUACGAUGCCGGAAGUCAACGGGAGAGUUGCGCUGUAUUUGAAUGUAUGUGGAAAACAAAUAGAAACCAGAGCGUCAACAUGGAAGCGCGAAAAAGGGAGCGGCAAGAGAGAAAAGUCUUGCCUGAAAAAGUAACACUCAUGCGUUCAGGUGGUCCGCAACAGCAGUCUAACUAGCUUCGUUCAUUGUCCAGUCAAACCCGAUAAAUUCUUAAUUAAAAACAUUGUAAACGCGUUGAACGAACGUUGCAACUGCCUAACCGAAACUGAAUGCUGCUUCUUUUUCUUCUAGUCUAGCUAUUAUAGAUAGUUUAGAUACGAUAGCGUGUUCAGGGGGUGUUCGGUGCGCAGCUAGCGCCGGGUGGAUAUGCGCCGAAUUGGAACUAGCAUUACUCAGCGAAGAUGCAACGCUCGCGUUGCCCUCUGCCACACGAUACAUGUGACAGUCGGCCAGUUGCUGUCGUGUCGAAAUCCGGCGAGCGUUCAGUGUUCGUUACCCACCCAGGGGUACUGAUUGAGACAGACGUGUCCAAGCAGGCAUUGCGUUCUCGAACCAACCUAAGCAAUCAAACGAAGCCCAUGAAGGGGAUGCUGUGUAUGUAAUAAUGUACGAUUGACCACUAGAUAAUACAGUUAUAAUUUGACUAUAUUGAAAAGAUCACGGCAAAAAAGGAUUUUUUGUGGCUCGACACUUUGGGUGUGGACGCGACUGCAACGACGAUUGCGAUAGAGAUUUUGAUUAAAUUGCUGGUUAGUAGAAUUUUUGUGCAGUAAAACAACACAUAAAUGAAAAAAAUUAUUCUUCGCUACACACAAACGAAUAUAACUUCCUAGCAACGAUCAUACACAUAUUUAUCGGGUGCUGGCUAAUCACUGGGGUUUUCGUGAACAAAGCUCGAUUCGACAUAAAUAGUAGUAGUAGACUUUAGAAGAAAAGACAAGUUAUGGAUUUUCCCUUAGCCUCAACGUGGCUCCGAGUAACACCGAAACUAUGCGCCAGUAAACGUAUCCCUCUAUACCUAUCUUCAAAGAGAAUAUUUAUCGUAAAUCACGACACGACGCGGAAAAGAUUACAAAUAAUGCUACAGUAAACUCUAAAUACUUGUCCCAGCAUUAAAUGUCAAGCAAAAAUAUGCAAUAAACGAUUGGAGCAACACUACCAAUUCACUGCUGCAAACUUCAACAGACUUCAGUCAACCUGCCACAACGUAGCUAAAAGGAGAGCGGGGGAAAGAAUUCUAGAGAGGUAAGCUAGGCCACGCUUCAACUGAGAUUGAGUGCUUUCUGUGAACUAGCGACCGUGUCCAGAGGUAACACAGCGUCGAAGGGGAUAAUACUACGAACACACGCUGUCUUUCAAACACAAGAAUAAAGAAGUAUUCAAACAUGGCCAAAAGCGCACCCGUGUUGUCACUUUUAACAAUCGAUAAUGAUCUCA
This is a messenger RNA of Varroa destructor (honeybee mite), 4961 nucleotides long. RefSeq names its product glutaminase (gene GLS). Gene Ontology annotation, molecular function: protein binding; glutaminase activity. Lineage: Eukaryota; Metazoa; Arthropoda; Arachnida; Mesostigmata; Varroidae. Gene Ontology annotation, biological process: L-glutamine catabolic process. The record is from RefSeq and is a predicted model, not a curated record.